Molecule: messenger RNA, 16191 nt
Organism: Naegleria gruberi
Lineage: Eukaryota; Heterolobosea; Eutetramitea; Acrasida; Naegleriidae
Exons: 2
Coding region: 1-16191 (5396 amino acids)
Source: RefSeq, a predicted model, not a curated record
AUGAAUGUAUUAGGUUCUCGCCAAACCAUUGUGUUCAACGAUGAUGAUACAACAUGGGAAUUAUUUGUUGACACUGACAACAUUUUGAAACUAAAAUUAUAUGACGACUCAGUAAUUGUCUCACAAUAUAGUGUCAGCACUUAUCCUUUCUAUUUGGCCCUUGUGAAAAGCUCGUCUCAAGGGUUGAAGCUUGUUGCUAAUACAACAGACGUGUAUAUUAAUUCUACUUUUACCUCAAAGUUUAACAAAAGACAAAACCAAACACAGAGUUCUACUAUUGGUAUGAGUAUCAGAGGUGACAGUUACCUUAAUGGACUUGUAGACAAUGUUGCUAUUGCCUUUUUUGACUAUCAGGAUUAUCACCUCAAAAAAGGUUUUUAUAGUGCUGUGGGUUGCCAUGGAGAUAAAAACCCAACAGUUUGCAACAAUAGAGGCAUUUGCAUCGGUGAAAGCUUGUGUGAAUGUAAAGAUGGUUACUCUGGAGAUAAAUGCGAAAAUACAACAUGUUUCGGAAUAGGUAGCAACACUUCUGAAGUUUGUAGUGGUCACGGACAAUGUGAUGGUCUUAAUAACUGUACUUGUGAUUUUGGAUACAGUGGGUCCAAUUGCGCAAUCAAAGACACUAUUUUUGAAUCCAUAAUCGCAACAUACGGAGAAUCGUUCAGCUUGCGUAAUAUAUUCGACAACAAAUAUAUGUUAGGUGCUGAGGUUCGAGGAUUGGAUGCAAUGUACAAUUUGAAAGACUAUCAAUCGGCUAGUGAUAAUAAGGGCUGCUUGAGGGCAACACUGGCAAGUGGUAACACUAACUCACCAUAUAUCAUUCUCUACAAUAAUUUCCAAGUUACUGUUAGGGUGUUAUUUUUCACCUUAGAUGGAAACCAAACUUUGCUAGACUUGAAUAACAUUGCCGGUUGGAAACUUUCUACUAAUGGAAAUGAUUUAAUAUUUGAAACUAAGCAAGGAUCACUCAAAUCAAAAACUAUUAUAUUAGGCCUUUCUCUCAUUUUACCAAAUCAUUUAUACGAAUUUCAAAUUACCAAAUCAUCAGAACGAGGUUUAACUAUUUCUAUUGAUAGUAAUGUCAUUUUUAAUGACACUACCAUUACUGAGGAUCUUGUUACCAACACUAAGGGUGAAAGUUAUGUUGGCGACUUGGCAUUGGAAGGCUAUAUUGAACUUCUUUGGUUUUCCUAUAAUAUGACUGAAGAAAUAUCUUCUCUUUGGUAUUGUAAUGGUAUUAGAUAUGAUAGUCCAAUUGUUUGUUCAGGAAAAGGAUUAUGUUUAGGUAGAGAUUUAUGUGAGUGUGUUUAUAGUGAAGGUAAUAAUUGCCAAGUUCCUUUUUGCCACAACGUCUCGGCAACUAACGUUUCUGUUUGUUCAGGCCAUGGUGAUUGUCAUAGUACCGAUGAAUGCAAAUGUGACCUUUCUUUCACAGGAUUGGAGUGUCAAAUCAAUAAUGCAAUUUUAUAUGUUCACAAUGAAAAUGGAACUGCUGUGGAUAGUGUAGAUCCUCAAGCGUUUUUUAUCCAUAACAACCUAAGUGUGAUAAACGAAACUGGAGCUUAUAAUCCAAUUGAGUUUCCAAAUGGCUUUGUAAAACCUGAUACUGUUGUAGAUCAAACAGUUCAAGAAUGUUUAUCCUCUGUCGCUCCCAGUGCAGCUUGUAAACAGCUAAUUCUUGAUGCUCACAUAACAGCAAAUACAACUUAUAAUAUCACAGUAUGUGAAGAAGGCUAUUAUCAAGACCCUAAUGUUACCUAUAGAUGCAAGCCAAUGUGUUUUGGAGUUAAACAGGAAGAUCAUAAUGUUUGUAGUGGGCAUGGAAGUUGUAAAUAUAAGAAUUUUUGUUUAUGUUAUUCUGGCUUCCAUGGUCACAACUGUCAAAUUGAUUCAAACUAUACAAAUGCUGCCUAUGAAGAGCUGUCCACCUGUGGACAAGAAACCUAUUCUAUGGGUUUUGCAAUUUCCUCACAAACAAACACUUCUCUUCAUCAACUUGCAGCAAAUGAUAAAUCAAUGUUAGAUUCAAAUGUUCCUUGUGCUUUAACAAGAAGGACAGUGAAUGACUUUGCAAUAUCUUUCAAGAUUUACCUUACCAGUAUAGACAAUACUGUUAAACAUAUUAUUUCAAUCAACAAUCUUGCUAACUGGUUCCUUUACUUACAAGGAACUAAACUAUAUAUAAAUGGAACCCAGACAAAUUUGGUGCAAGAGCAAACGCUGUUGACACCGAUGAUUGAAACUUUAGACAAAUGGUACAAGAUUUUGGUUGUUAAAUCAAGCUCUUUAGGUACCAGAGUGUACUUGGAUGGAAAGUCUACUCCAGAUUAUAUAUUUGAACACUAUGAUGAUUACAUUUCUGUGAACGAAUCUCAAAACACCUACAGUUCUGUUGGUUUUUCUCCUUCUCAUGGUUACAUAGACGAGCUCAUGAUUUUUGGAGUUUACGGAAUGCAAGAGUCUGAAAUUACCAAUAUUGCUGCAAUUGGAGGUGCUUUCAAGUGUAACGGAAUUCACAUGAAUUCGACAAAAGUAUGUAACGGAAAUGGUGUUUGUAACGGCUUUGAUGUUUGUAUAUGUAACUCUAACUAUUCAGGACUUUCUUGUUCUCUUCCAAUGUGUUUCAAUAUAGUUAGCAAUGAUGCCGGUGUAUGUUCAGGACAUGGUGUUUGUAUAAAGCCAAACAUCUGUGAGUGUAAUGUUGGGUUUGUAGGGUCUAAAUGCCAAACUGAACUAAUUAAGUCAACAUGUACAGAUCCAGAGGGUAAUUGUGCUUCCAACAAUGCCACUAAUUACAUUGCAAGUAAGGGCUUGAAUUUUACCUCCAGCUCACCUGAUUGCAAAAAUAGUCAAGACAUUUAUGCUUGUGGGCAAACAAUGUUGGUUGGAUCUCCUGUUUUUAGCAAUGUCAGUAUUUGUAGAGAAGGAUAUUAUGGAUCAAAUUGUUCCUUACCAAUUUGUUUUGGUGUUAAAUCAGAAGAUCCACUUGUUUGCAAUGGAAAUGGUAAUUGUACUAAGCCUGAUUUUUGCAAAUGUUUUGAAUCCUCCAUAAGCGGACAAAACUGUGGUAAUAAUGCUACCUUUUUACAAGAAUUAUACACUAUUCAACAACUUUUGAAGGCCAACGAUACCAACUAUUCUUUCAGACUUAAACUUAGUUCGGACUUUAUGUUCACUACUGCUGACAAGAAAUAUUUGCAAGAACUGGGCGGUAAUAUGACUAUCCAAAUCAAUAACCUUGUUUUGAAUAAUAAUUCAAUUUCUUUCCGUAAUGGUACUGAGGUCAUAAUGCACACAAAGACAAACAUUACCCCUUUAUAUCUAUUUACUAAUGACUACUAUAUAUCUUUCAAAUUGAUAAUUGAAGAAUUUACUGAUUACAAUCCUAUCAUGAACAUUACUAGUGGGGCUUCAUUUAGCAUAUAUCUAAUUGGAACCACAUUGGUUUUUGAAGGCCAUACAAUUGAACUUUCCCCGUUCAUUAUUUCUGUUCAUGGAGAAGUUGAAGUUGAAAAUCAGAUAUAUUCAAUAUUAAUAACCAAAUCAACUAGCACAGGUACUCAAGUAUUUGUUAAUGGGGUAUUGAGGUAUUCUACUCCAUUUAGCUAUGACUUUGUUGUUACUUUACCCCAACAAAAUGCUGAUAGUUUUAUUGGAUUUGACAUUAAGGAAGGCCAUAAAAUAAGUUUAAAUGGCUAUAUUGAUGAUAUUCAAAUCGGCAGCAACCUCGGAUUAUCCUCGGUUGAAGUAGCUAAUUUACUCAGAGAGAAUAAGGGACACUUCUGUGCAGGAAUUUACUUGACAUCCCCUCAAGUUUGUAAUUCUAAUGGUAAAUGCUAUGGUAAUAACGUUUGUGAAUGCAACAGAAACUUCACAGGAUCAAAUUGUGAUAUUCCAGUCUGCUUUGGUAUUUCCGCUGACUGUUCUCAGGUUUGCUCUGGAAAUGGACACUGUGAGAAACCAGGUUUUUGUGCUUGCAAGGUUGGAUAUGCUGGUGAACAAUGCCAAACAGAUCUAAGUGCAACAACUUGCACAGACGUAAAUGGUGAUUGUUUUGCAAAUGACCCAACAAAGUAUUUUAGAACUCGAAAAUAUAUUAACGAAUACGAUUGUUCCAAUCCACAAACUGAUACAGAAAUUUAUCUUUGUGGUGGUAAAUCUGUUGCGUUACCUUUAUUGCCCGGUAACCCUUGCCCACGAGGAUAUUAUGGAUCAAAUUGUUCUUUACCAAUUUGUUUUGGUGUUAAAUCAGAAGAUCCACUUGUUUGCAAUGGAAAUGGUAAUUGUACAAAACCUGAUUAUUGUCGUUGUUAUAACUCAACGUUCUCUAGAAGAGAUUGUGGUGUUGAUAACGAAUACAUUAAAGAGUUGAUUAAAAUCCAGUACAACAUGAGAACAGAAUAUCCUGACUAUAGUUUUAGAUUAAAAGUUAGCCCAACAUUUGUAAAAAAUACCACUUAUCCAAGCUCUGGCAGUCAAAAGUUUAGUACUCGAAGAAAAUUGCUCGCUGUUGAUACAGACACUGCUGUGCUAGAGGAAUUGGGUGGAUCUUUAAAGAUUACCGUUGUUGACAUUGUUGUCUCUAAUGGUACAAUUUCUUUCGAAAACGGAAGUGGUUUAAUCAUCAGUACAUACAAUACUAUUUCUCCCUUAUACACGUACACCAAUGAUUUUUACAUUUCCUUCAAGAUUGUGGUUACUGAAUUCAAAGACUACAAUCCAAUAAUGAAUAUUACUAGUGGGGCCUGCUUCAGUAUUUACUUGAUGGGCACAACUUUAGCCAUUGAAGGCUUGACUGUAGAAUUCCCCUAUCCAAUAGUACAGCUAGUUCCUAAUGGUAUUGAAUUCACUAACAUUGAAUAUUCUGUUUUGAUUAUGAAAUCAUUUGAAGACGGAACUCAAGUUUAUAUUAAUGGACAUGAGGAGUACAAUAGUGUUUUCAGUUACAGCUUUUUGACCUCACUUUCUAACAAAACUGCCAAUAGUUAUGUUGGUAUUGAUUUUAAAGAUGGUAACAAAAUCACAUUUUCUGGCACUAUUGAUGAUAUCCAAAUGUCCAAAAUAGGUAGUAAUAAUUACUCACAAAUAUUAGCAAUUGUGAACGACCAACUUGCUUACUCUUGUAAUGGUAUUUACUUGACAUCACCAAAAGCAUGUAAUAGCAAUGGAAAAUGUUAUGGUAAUGAUUUGUGUGAAUGUAAUGGGAUUUAUAUUGGUAAAUAUUGCGACAUACCAGUUUGUUUUACUGUCCCGGCAACUUUACCUAACGUUUGUUCAGGAAAUGGUUAUUGUGAGAAACCAAAUCAAUGUUCUUGCAAAGUUGGUUUUAUUGGUACACAAUGUCAAACAGACCUUUCUAUGACAACAUGUAUGGAUCCUGAAGGUAACUGUACAACUAUUAAUACACCUCUUGAUCUUGAAAUUGAUUGUACAAACCCAACAGGUGAUAAUUUGUAUCUUUGCUCCAAGAAGAAUGCAACAGGUCUCUUAAAUGUAACCACUUGCAGAGAAGGAUAUUAUGGAUCAAAUUGUUCUUUACCAAUUUGUUUUGGUGUUAAAUCAGAAGAUCCACUUGUUUGCAGUGGAAAUGGUAAUUGUAUCAAGCCUGAUUUUUGUAAAUGUUUUAAUUCAACAUUUACAAGAUUAGAUUGUGGUGUAAAUAUUGAAUUACUACAAAAUAUUACUAAUUUACAAAAUGAAUUGAAACAAAACCUUACUAGUUUUAGACUUGUUAUUGAUCCUCUUUAUAUAAGUGAACCAGACAUUGAUGGUAAUAUGUAUAUUGAAGAGCUUGGAAGUGAAAUGAAGGUACUUGUAAAGAAUUUGGUAAUUGAUCAAGAUAACAUAAUUUCAUUCAAAGAUGGAACUCAAAUAAUAUUGAAUACCAACAAUGUCAUUUCAAUUCUUUACUUAUUUACCAACAACUUUUACGUUUCAUUCUCAAUUUCACCAACAGAGUUUAAAUCAUACAAUCCUAUCAUGAACAUACAAAGUGGUGCCUCUUUCAAUAUUUAUUUGACAGGAACGACAUUGGUUAUUAAGGCCAGUAUUUUAGAUUCUCCUCUUCCUUAUAUAAUCUCUGUACCAAAUGAAAUUGAGUUAAUAGGUCAGGUUUAUGAUGUAUUCAUAAUGAAAUCAAAAUCAAUGGGGACACAAGUAUACAUCAACAACAAACGUUGUUAUAAUAGUGUUUUCAGUUAUGAUUAUAUUGAUACAUUGAAUCAAAAUAGAGACAGCUACAUUGGUUUUGAUAUUUUGGAUGAUGGAUCCACUAUUGGAUUUUCAGGAACUUUAGAUUUGAUUGAAAUUGCACUCAAUGAUAAUCUUCCACCUAUUGAAGAUCCGCAAUAUCCUCCAAAGAAUGACAAAUCUUUCACCUGUGCAAAUAUAUCUAUGACCUCACCAAAAGUUUGUAGUGGUAAUGGUAAAUGUGUUGGUUAUGAUAAUUGUAUCUGUAAUGUCACUUACAUUGGUUCAAUCUGCAAUAUUCCAGUUUGUUUUAAUAUUCCUGCCACUUUUUCUAAGGUUUGUUCAGGAAAUGGUUAUUGUGAGAAACCAAAUCAAUGUUCUUGCAAAGUUGGUUUUAUUGGCACACAGUGUCAAACAAAUGUUAGUAUGGCGACAUGUACCAAUCCUGAAGGUAAAUGUAAUAAUACAAAGAUUAAUGGAACUCUUGAUCUUGAAAUUGAUUGUACAAACCCAACAGGUGAUAAUUUGUAUCUUUGCUCCAAGAAGAAUGCAACAGGUCUCUUAAAUGUAACCACUUGCAGAGAAGGAUAUUAUGGAUCAAAUUGUUCUUUACCAAUUUGUUUUGGUGUUAAAUCAGAAGAUCCACUUGUUUGCAGUGGAAAUGGUAAUUGUACCAAGCCUGAUUUUUGUAAAUGUUUUAGAAAUUCUAUUACGGGACAAAAUUGCCAAAAUGAUGCAAAUUAUCCAGAAAACGAGGUGAUGAGAAUUACGGAAAUACCGAAUUUGACACUCAACAAUUUUACCUAUUAUAAUUUUACAUAUGAGAAUACCACAAGUGGUAAUUACACAUAUACUAAUUUAACGAUCAGUAACUUUACAAAUAGUAACUUUACAAGUGAUAAUAUUACAAUUGGUAAUUACACAUAUACUAAUUCAACAAGCAGUAACUUUACAAACACUAACCUUACGAGUGAUAAUAUUACAAUUGGUAACUUUACAAAUAGUAACUUUACAAGUGAUAACAUUACAAUUGGUAAUUUCACAUAUACUAAUUUAACAAUCCGUAACCUUACGAGUGAUAACAUUACAAUUAGUAACUUUACAAUUAGUAACUUUACAAGCAAUAAUAUUACAAUUGGUAAUUUCACAUAUAAUAACUAUACAAAUAGUAGGGGCAAUUUCACAUUUGACAAUGUUACAAGUAGUAACUUUACAAACAACAACUUAACCGCAAAUAACCUUACAAAAACUAAUCUUCCUGACAGUAGCAAUAAUACAAUUCCGUACAUCAGGUUUAUGCUUCACAAAGCUUAUUUAGACGAAACUGGUAAUUUAGUUGAACUUAGAAAUUCAACAACUGUUCAAAUUUCAGGCUUGUCCGUGGAUAGUGCCAGCUAUAUUGUUCCCAAACUUGCAAAAAUGGACAUCCCAACCUCAAAACUGUUUGUCCCAUUCAUCAACGAUUUCGUUAUUUACAUAGAUCUGACAAUUGACAGUUUCGAAGCAAUUAGUCCUAUACUUUUCGUUUCUGAUGUUGCAGCUUUUAACAUUUACUUGCUUGACCGUGUGUUGUUUAUUGAAGGUAAUACCAAAGAGUUGAUAAAACCUGAAGUAAUAUCAAUUCCAUAUGUAAUAGAGGUAGAACAUGUGCCCUACUCUAUAUUAAUCACCAAAUCGUCCAUAAGUGGUACAUCUGUUGUUGUAAAUAAUAAGGAAGUUUUCACCUCUGUAUUCAGUAGAGACUAUAAGAAUACAAUGGCAGGUAAAGAUAUGGGUGCAAGAAUAGGCUAUAACUUUGUGGAUGGAAAGGAAUCACAUUUUAUGGGUCAAAUACGUAAGAUAGUUGUUGCUUCAACACCACAAUCACCAACUGACAUACUUGAUAGAGCAUUUACUUGUGAUGGUACAUUUUUACUUGAACCAUCAGUUUGUAAUGGCCAUGGUAAAUGUUAUGGUUUGGAUGUUUGUUCCUGUAAUUCUAAUUAUACUGGCUCUAAAUGCUCUACUCCAGUUUGUUUUGGUAUUGCUUCGGAUGAUAAGAGAGUUUGUUCUGGUAAAGGACUUUGUGAGGCACCUGAUACAUGUGCCUGUAAUCCUGGAUUUAUUGGAGCAAACUGUUCUAUUGAUGUUACAAACACUCUAUGUAAAGGAAAUCCUAAUUGUACUCUAGAUGAUCCAAGUAACUACUUGAAUAAGACUAACAAUGGAACGAUAGAGGUUGGUAUUGAUUGUAACAAUACAAAAACUACCGCUGAAGCCAUGUUUUGUGGAUUAUCGACAAACCCAACUGCAAAGCCAAGUGUGGUCAAUACCACUGUUAACACUUGUAAAGUUGGUUAUUAUGGAACUAACUGCAAGUACCCAAUAUGUUUCAAAGUUCAAUCACAAGAUAAGAAUGUUUGCUCUGGAAAGGGAACUUGUACUAAACCAGACUUUUGUAAAUGUAAAGUAGGGUAUUCCGGCAAUAACUGUCAAGUUGACAACUCUUACAUUGAAAAAAUUAAGACUACCCAAACAACCACAUUGGAAGAAAAUCCAUACUAUCGUUUGGUUUAUACACCACACUCCAAGUUCAUCUCUUACAAUACCUCAUUGGUGGUAAAUUCGAAUUUGACACACUCUUUCGAUAUUAAUGCCCCUAUGUACGGAAUAUUGCUUGAUUUAGCUUAUCAUGUUAACCUAAUGGUGGAGAAUCCUUCUUUUGAUAACAAUGGUUAUUUACAAUUUGGUAAAUCAUCUGUCAUCUUCGAUAUUUUGGAAGAUCCGUCUCCUUUGACCUUGUUUUCUGAUGACUUUAGUUUGUCUUUUGAUAUUAGACUUCAAUCUUUGGGAGGAAUCCAACCAAUCAUAAGUCUCAAAGAUGGAGGCUACUGGAAAGUCUUUUUGGAUGGGUCUUCUCUUGUUAUCCAAGGAAUUAGUGAAACAUCUCUAUCGCCAAUUACCUUAACCGUAGAGGAUGCCAUUCCAUACACUGGUUUACUGUACCAUGUAAAUGUUGUUAAAAGUUACGUGACAACUGUUCUGGUAAACGGUAAUCCUCUUGGACUCUUUGGAGGUGUUCCAGAAUUCCUAGCCUUAAAUCCUUCUUUGACAAGUGAAAGCUUUGUGGGUUAUGACUUGGUGAAUGACUUGCCUAUUUAUUUGAACGGAACUUUAGAAUCUCUCAUCCUUAUCAGAAUAGAUCCAAUCAACUAUUCUGGGGUGGAUACUAGUUUGUUUACAUGUUUUGGAAUUUCCCAACUUGAAAGUUCUGUGUGCAGCCAUAAUGGAGUUUGCUUUGGUGGAAAUGUAUGUGUCUGUAAUGGUAAUUACACUGGUGAAGAGUGCCAAACUCCGUUGUGUUUUGGUGUUUCAGCUGAAGAUGAAAAAACAGUUUGCUCAGGUAAAGGAUAUUGUUCUGCUCCAGAUAAAUGUGAAUGCAAAACUCCUUACGUUGGAUCCAAUUGUCAAGUAGAUUCAAGUAAGACCACAUGCAAUACUACUGAUGGUGUCUGUACAACUGAUAAUGCAUCAGAUUUCUUUUCAAGCACAAAUUCAACACCAACCCUGUCCUGUGCACCAUUCUGUAAUUUACUUUCAACAUUACCAAAAUUGUCUAUUUCCUCUGUUUCGCUAAGAGAUGGAGACAGAAUUGUUUUUGCUCUUGCUGACCAACCAAUAGGGUACCCAAAAGCAAUCCUUGAGGACAAAGUAGUAAUUGACCGAGACAGUCUCUUCCAAAUGAUAAUCAACAAUGCAACCAUAACAAACAACAAGGGUGCUAUAUUUAACGGAGAAAAUAGCUACUUUACACCUUAUUUAAACUCUCCUUUCAAUAUCAAAACUGAAUUUUCAUUUACAAUAGUACUUUCAUUUGAUAAUACAUCUACCCAAGCCCAGCCAAUAGUCUCAUCAAAUUUCUUCUUGGAAAAGACUCCACUCAAUUCGAUUAGAUAUAUUGGCUAUUUGAACAGUAACAAAUCUGAAAUUGAAACAGUGGAAACAGACAAUAAUGUUGUACCUUCUGACAACUCUGUUGUGGUUGUAACGCUUGUAAAGUCAAAGCAGAGAGGUGUUACCAUUUAUAUCAAUGGUUUACCAUCUGUAAGAUUGUCAUCAACUACAAGUCUAGUAGCGGUAACAGAAACUUAUUUCGGUUUUAACAAUGUUAAUUCUACUUCCUUGAAUGGUUUCUUCAAGUUCAUUGCUCUUGUUGCAGGAGGCUUUUCAGAUAAACAGGCCAUUCAAGAUUUUGCUGACUACACUACCUGUUACGGUAUUUCUACAUUGUCUUCCGACGUUUGUUCUGGACAUGGUGUUUGUGUAUAUACAGACAAUUGUGAAUGUAAGAAGGGAUAUGUUGCUGAUGAUUGCAGCUUGGUUGCCACAAGUCAAGUGUAUGAUUUCAAUAACUUGACUACACAAGGUUAUUCGACAUUCAUAAGAGGACAUCUCGUUCAAGAAACAGACAGUCUAAAAUCCAAGUAUUGCAACGAAGAAUUGGAGUGCGAAAAUUGUAUUACUACAAAUGGGUUAAACUCAAAUAGAAGUGGUAUUUACUUUGAUGGAUCAUCAUCAAAGAUUGACAUUGCCCAUGAUUCAAACAUGGUUUUCUUCCACAACGAUUUCACCGUUACUUUGUGGCUGAAGAAAGAAAAGAAGGAUGGAAAUUCUUCCCAAACAGUUAUUUACAUGGGAUCUCCAAGCUACUGGCAGCUAGUUGCAACUGAAUCCAUUGAUGGAUUUACACUGUCUCUAACUGAUCAAUACACAACUAGAUCGGUUAGCAACUUAUUGAAAUAUAAUAGAUACUACUUUGUUUCUGUCACUAAAGAUUCUACCAGUAACGGACUUUCAGUUUGUUUUAACAAUGAGUUCUCUACUUGCUUUGUGGACACUGAUACAACCUACUCUUGGAGACGUACUAUUGAUAUUCAUAUAAUGUCAGCGAUUGGCUAUAAUCCAAGUACAAGGGAAUCAUACUUUAUGGGAAGCAUAUCCAACCUGAGGUUUGAUGCUGCUGUACUUAGCUCUUUGACUAUCAAUAGCACCAUCUCUAUUGAGAAUAGUCCUCAAAGUUUACAAAGCCGUUAUGACCAAGAAGGUCCUGUUUGUUUUGGAAUUCCAUUUUCUUCCGAUAAUAACGUGCAAUGUUCGUUUAAAAAGAAAGAUGAAGGAGGUAAAUGCAUUGAGUACAACAAAUGUGACUGCUUUAGCGAUUAUUAUGGAGAGUAUUGCCAAGACUUUACUUGUAAUAAUAUAAUGAACACCAACAGUACAUUCGUUUGUAAUGGUCACGGUACUUGUCAUAAUAAGAAUAACUGCACUUGCGAAGACUUGUGGACAGAUCUUUACUGUUCUAAGCCUAAAUGCCAUAAUGAAACCUACGACGUUGCUUGUAGUAAACAUGGUGAGUGCACUAAUAAUCACACUUGUCUUUGCAAGACUGGAUACACUGGUGAAAAAUGUGAAUAUCAUUUUUGUAAUAACAUUCUAAAUACCGAUCUGAUAAAAGUUUGCAGUGCCCAUGGAAAAUGUGACUCCCUUGAUAAUUGCAUUUGUAACCCUACAAACGCUACAGACCCUAACCUUAAGAAAGAUUGGAUUGGUACUUGGUGCGAAAUUCCAAGAUGCUUUGGUGCGUAUGCUAACGACACAGCAAAAGUUUGUUCCAAUCAUGGUGCUUGCAUUGAUGUUGACACAUGUGUUUGUACCAGUCCUUAUUUUGGUGAUGACUGUAAAUUAUCAGCAAAGGAACCUAUGUACAAGACAAUAAUUUUCAACUCGUCAAUAUAUGUCGAAGGAAAAUAUGUGUUUGGAAAUGGUUCUGACAAUGAUAUCGUUGCAGUGGCUUACGACAACACUACUGAUGGGUACGGCACUGAAGUGACUACCUCCUCAAAUAUCUCCCUUUCAAUAAGACAGGCUGAUGUGCUUGGUAAGCUUGGAGUUUAUCAACCAUUCGAUAGAUGGUUUUCUAACAAUUUUACCGUUUCUCUUACAUUCAAAAUGAAUGGUUCUCCUUCAAAAACUCAUACACUAUUCAAUUUUGCUUGUGGUGCCGAUUGGAAAUUAGUUUACAAAAAUAACACUUUGAUAUUAAGUUUCAAUUUGUCAGAUGGUCUAGAAUCCCAUAUCAACAUACCACAUACCUUUGAAAAUAAUAUUCACACCGUUGCUGUCUCUAAGAGCACAAACCAUGGUACUAGCCUGUUUGUUGAUGGUACUAGAAAACUAGUAAACUCAACUUUGCUAGAUGAUUGGAGGAUAAGAAAUACUGUGUUCAACAAGGGAAAACAAAACACAAUUGGUUCGGAACCAGGUGUUUCUGAUGCCAAAUUGGAUGGCUCCUUGUAUAGUUUAGAAUUCUCAUUGGGUGAAGCAUUGCCUGAUAUUUUCCUUGUUCUUUGUAAUGGUAAAAGAGGUAAUGACACAACGGUCUGUAGUGGCUUUGGAGUUUGUGAAUUUGAAAGCACUUGUUCUUGCGAUAAUGAACACGAUGGUUCUGACUGUGAGUUCCAUAAGUGCUUUAAUAUUUCAUCCAACAGUUCCAGUACUUGCCAUAGUCAUGGUCAUUGUGUUGCUGUUAACGUUUGUAAUUGCACUUCACAAUACAGUGGUCCUGAAUGUCAAUAUCCUGUCUGCCACGGAAUUCCAUCAGACAAGCAAACAGUUUGUUCUUCAAGCGGAUUGUGUUCUGAACCAGAUGUUUGUGUUUGCAAUGACGGUUAUUAUGGUUCUAACUGCGAAGUUCCAAUUUGUUAUGGUUUGUUAUCCAACCAAUCUGGUGUUUGUAGCAACAAUGGUGAAUGUAUUUCUCAUGACACCUGUAGCUGCAAUUCCACAUUCACUGGAAGUGUGUGUUCUAUUCCUAUGUGUUUUGGUCUCAAUUCUUCAGACAUACGAGUUUGCAGCUCUAAGGGUGUUUGUGUUGCUCCUGAUACCUGCAUUUGUAACAACAAUACCGAUGGUGUCGAUUGUUCAAUUAUAACUUGUGGUGGAUUACGUUUGACUCACCCAGAUGUUUGUGGAAGAAUUGGUGAAUGUAUUGCACCAGAUGUUUGUGAAUACUACCAUUGCUUUGGUGUGGAAAGUAAUGAAACAGAUGUUUGUAGCUCCAGAGGAAAAUGUAUUGGCAAUAAUACUUGUGAAUGUGAAACAAACUACUUUGGAAAUAAUUGUCAAAACUGGACUUGUAUUGUCAACAAUAUUACUGAUUGUUCCAAUCGCGGUUCCUGUGAUUAUGCAAAUCACUGUGUUUGUGAAGAAGGACAUGUCGGUAAUGCUUGUGAAGUUUCCAUUUGUUUCAACAUUCUUUCAAAUGAUUCAAAUGUUUGUUCUGGACAUGGUUUAUGUGUGGAUAAGGAUACUUGUGUUUGCGAUCCUAUUUAUGAUGGAGAAAGCUGCUCCCUUCCUAUUUGCUUUGGCUUUGAUUCCACCCAAACAGAAGUUUGCAGUGGAAGAGGUAUUUGUGGUUCACCUAAUAAUUGUACAUGCGAGGUUGGGUACUUUGCUCCAGACUGUUCCCUUACCAAUUGUUAUGGUGUGGUAUCUAAUACAAGUACUGUUUGUGGAAGAAUUGGAAAAUGUAUUGCACCAGAUGUUUGUGAAUACUACCAUUGCUUUGGUGUGGAAAGUAAUGAAACAGAUGUUUGUAGCUCCAGAGGAAAAUGUAUUGGCAAUAAUACUUGUGAAUGUGAAACAAACUACUUUGGAAAUAAUUGUCAAAACUGGACUUGUAUUGUCAACAAUAUUACUGAUUGUUCCAAUCGCGGUUCCUGUGAUUAUGCAAACCAUUGCACUUGUUCAAAUGGAUACAUUGGUUCAGCUUGUGAAGUUUCAAAUUGUUUCGACAUUCUUUCAAAUGAUUCAACUGUUUGUUAUGGGCAUGGUAUUUGUAACGAUACAGAUUUAUGCUUAUGCAUUUCAACUUAUGUUGGAAAAGAUUGUUCCAUUCCAAUUUGUUAUGGUUUUAAUGCUUCAGACUCUCAAAAUGUUUGUACUGGUCGUGGUAUUUGUUCUUUGCCAGAUACCUGUCAAUGCAGUGAAGGUUUUACAGGUCCAAAAUGUGAAUUUACUAUUUGUUAUAACAUUCCAGCUAAUGAAACCAAUGUUUGUAAUGGACACGGAAAUUGUACCUAUCCAGACAAUUGUAAAUGCAAUGGUUAUAUCGGAACCAAUUGUUCUACACCGGUUUGUUAUGGACUACCAGCCACUGAUCCAAACGUAUGUGCCAAGAAGGGUACUUGUAACGAUUUUGAUACAUGUAAUUGGUAUACUUGUUAUGGUUUAUCUGUCAAUAAUAGCCAAGUUUGCAGUGGCAGGGGUGCUUGUAUUUCUAACAAUAAUUGCAAAUGCUCUGAAGGUUAUACUGGAGAAGAAUGUCAGUAUGUUAUUUGUUACGAAAAGUAUGGUAAGGACGCUUGUAAUAGAGGAUAUUGUGCUGCUCCAAACAAUUGCACUUGUGACUAUGGAUUCGAGGGUAUUGAAUGUAACAUUACUUCAUACUUUGAUUGUGCCAAUAGAAAUAAUUGCUCGGCUCACGGUACUUGUAUCUCACAAGAUGUUUGUGUUUGCAGGCCUGAUUAUAGAGGAGAAAAUUGUUCCAUUCCUGUUUGCUUUAACAAGACUUUGGCUGAUGCUUGUAGCACUCAUGGUGUAUGUGUUUUCCCUAAUGUUUGCUCUUGUGAGCAAGAAUUUACCGGCAAGAAUUGUGAAUAUUUUGACAGCAGUAAGUCUUGCUCCAAUAUUACAGUCAAUUCUGUUUCAGUUACUUCCAAAUCGGUUGACAUUAUUGUAAUGGAUGUAGCAUGCAGUAAUUUGGUGGUCAUAUCUUCCCAAAAACUUUCCGAGUUGGGUUUACCUUCAUCUCCUAUCAAAUCUACUACUCCAACAAUAUUUGAUGGGACUUAUUACUUUACAGUAAUUAAUUAUGAUGAUUUCUCAGUUUUAAUUUAUACACAAAUGGAUAUUGUUGACUCAAUUUCAAACUGGAAAUACCUUUCAAGCCUUACUGAAGCAGACCAAAUUGAUAAGAUCUUUAUUAUGGACUCUGUUUUGUAUGGUAUUACCAUUAACACAAAUAAUUUUACAGUUACUACUAUUGAAUUCUAUGAAUCCUUAUCUGCUAGAGAUAUCUCAGGAAACAGUAUUAUCAAGACAACCCUAUACGACAACAAACGAUUGUACAAUCAUACAUUCAACAGAGAAACAGUUAAGGAUUUGAAUAUUGUUGUUGAUAAUACUACUUCAAUUGUCUUUACAGCUAGUAAUAGAUAUACCUUAACACCAACCCUUAUUUUCUUCGAUGCUAGAGUUAGAAUCAUAUCAACUGUUGAAUUCCCAAACAAGGACGCAGUUUCUAACGCUAGAGCGCUAAUCUCUGCUACUGAAGCCUCAGAUUAUUCUGAAUGGUCCUCUCAAGAUUAUAAGGAUUGGAAAGCCACUCUCUCUUACACAAUCAAGGACAGCAAUGGAGAUGCCAUUUGUAAUUCUAACUCUUUUAUUCUCCCAAUCACUUACCCUCAAUUUAUUGAAAAGUUCUCUCAUAAUUACACAUUAAGGUUGGAAAGUAGUGUAACUUGUACUCAAAUUCUAAAUAAGCCAACCAUUAACAUUGAAACAGAUUUGUACAAUAUUGUGGCUGCUUGUAAAGUUCAAAAGUGUGUUGCCCAUGCCACUUUAUUACCUAACAUGGAAUCCUCCAAUAUUACAACCAUUCUUGCUGGAGCAAUUUCUGGUGCAGUUGCAAUUAUUUUAAUAGUUACAGUAUUGGUAUUCGUUGUUGCUGGUAUUUGGUAUUACAGAAGAAAGAAGAUGAGAAGUAGCAAGUAUUCUGUUUAUGAUUAUGCCCACAACAGAGAUGAUUUACAAGAUGCAAUGAAUGACUUGUUUGAUAAGAUGAAUUCUUCUGAUGAUCAAAUGUCCUCAUCUACAGCAACAACAACAAAUGUUAUGCCAGAAUUUGAUGAUGAUGAUGCAGAUCCUAAUGUUAUGGUUAAUAGUUAUGCUGUAUGGAAUUAA